This is a messenger RNA of Danio rerio (zebrafish), 3455 nucleotides long. NCBI's taxonomy places the organism in Eukaryota, Metazoa, Chordata, Actinopteri, Cypriniformes, Danionidae. The record is from RefSeq and is a predicted model, not a curated record.
CCAAUAAAGGCAAAACCCUUAAAAAAUGUAUAAAAAUAUAAGAAAAUUAAAUCGAACACGUUCAUUCAGAUGGUUUGCAUCAUUUUUCUUCUGAUUAUUUAUGUGCUCCACCUGACUCUGUGAUUAUGACAGGCUAAUACAUACUUUGCUGCUGUUGAUAUCAGACUGGAGUUCUUUCUCUCUCUCUCUCUCUCUCUCUCUCUCUCACACUGAGUUCUAGAGUAGGGGAGGGGCGAGCAUGUGUGUGUGCGUGUGUAUGUGUAUAUGUGUGUGUGUGUGUGUGUGUGUGUGGUAGAGCGAGGGAAGGGAAGGGUCUGCCGCUGCACACCUUCACUAGCGCUUGAGAAACAGCGAGCGAGCGCUAACAGGACAGUUGAGUUGAGUCAGGUAUCUGCCGGUCUCCAUGGCUCUGGUUCUGGACGCCGCUGCUCACUGCAUGGGGGCCUAUUACUGCCUCAUACGCACCCGCUUCAAGAGGCGGCGCAAGAAACGCUCCGAGCGCAAAGGUGUGGCUGUGGCUCAGCAAGCGCAGGGCCAGUCGAGACGUUUGACCAUCAUGGAUGUUGAUGAGGAAGAGAACAUGAGUUCAUGCAGCACCGACGUAAAGGAAAACCGCAACCUGGACAACGUCUCUUCUAAGGAGGGAGCUGGCCUGGUGGAGCAGCUCCCGAAUGGUAGUGGAGGAGGGGGUCGCAAGCGCCCUCUGGAGGAGGGCAACAAUGGCCACUCGCACUCCAAAUUCAGACCCAAGAAACGUAAGAAAACCCCAGGGCCGGUUCUGCCCAAAAAUGCCCUGAUGCAGCUCAAUGAGAUCAAACCAGGUUUGCAGUACAAGCUGCUCUCGCAAACCGGCCCAGUUCACGCUCCAGUCUUCGUCAUGACCGUCGAGGUUAAUGGGCAGUUGUUUGAAGGCUCUGGGCCUACAAAGAAAAAGGCCAAAUUGAAUGCUGCAGAGAAGGCCCUGCGAUCCUUUGUGCAGUUCCCAAACGCAUCCGAGGCCCACCUGGCCAUGGGCCGAACGCUCACAGUCAACACUGAUUUCACCUCCGACCAGGCUGACUUCCCUGACAUGCUCUUCAACGGGUUUGAGACGCCGGCACCGCCUGAGGAAACGUUUUUUCUGGGUUCCAACGGCAACGGCUCCUUAAACCCGCUGGGAGAGUAUCCCGUUCCUCAGGCGGCAGGUACAAACAGCCUCGUGCAGGCGCCGCUCCCGCCGCCCUCCUCCUUCGCCUCCUCGGCCAGCGGCAAAAACCCUGUCAUGAUCCUCAAUGAGCUACGGCCGGGCCUCAAGUAUGAGUUUGUGUCAGAGAGCGGGGAGAGCCAUGCUAAGAACUUUGUGAUGUCGGUGACUGUGGACUCGCAGAUGUUUGAGGGAUCGGGGAGAAAUAAGAAACUCGCGAAAGCCCGAGCAGCCCAGGCAGCUCUGUCAUCGCUCUUCAACAUGCAACUGGACCAGACCCCGUCCCGACAACCCAUCCCGAGGGAGGGCCUACAACUGCACCUGCCACAGGUUCUUGCUGAUGCUGUUUCUCGUCUGGUAGUGGACAAAUUCAGCGAGCUCACAGACAACUUCACAUCUCCACACGCACGCCGGAAAGUUCUAGCUGGGGUCGUUAUGACUACAGGCACUGAUGUGAAGGACGCUCAGGUCAUCUGCGUCUCCACAGGAACCAAGUGUAUAAACGGCGAGUAUAUGAGCGACCGCGGCCUGGCGCUCAACGACUGUCACGCUGAAAUCAUUGCUCGUCGUUCCCUCAUCAGGUAUCUCUACAUGCAGCUGGAGCACUUCUUAAGCAACAAUAAAGAAGAGCACCAAAAGUCCAUAUUCAUGCAGUGUGAGAAGCGCGGCUACAGACUGAAGGACAGCGUUCAGUUUCAUCUGUACAUCAGCACCUCACCCUGUGGAGACGCUCGAAUCUUCUCUCCUCACGAGGCCGGCGUCGAGGAUCAGGGAGACAGACACCCGAACCGGAAGGCGAGAGGUCAGCUGAGGACCAAGAUCGAGUCUGGCGAGGGAACGAUCCCGGUGCGCUCCAGCAACACCAUACAGACGUGGGAUGGGGUCCUGCAGGGCGAGCGGCUGCUGACCAUGUCAUGCAGUGACAAAAUUGCAAGGUGGAACGUGGUGGGCAUCCAGGGAUCCCUGAUGAGCUACUUCUCCGAGCCCAUCUACUUCUCCAGCAUCAUCCUGGGCAGCCUGUAUCACGCAGAUCAUCUGUCCAGAGCAAUGUACCAGCGCAUCGCAGACAUCGAAGACCUGCCGCAGCAAUUCUCCCUCAACCGGCCCCUGCUCAGCGGAAUCAGUAACGCUGAGGCCCGUCAGCCAGGAAAGGCACCAAACUUCAGCGUGAACUGGACGGUGGGAGAUCAGGCUCUAGAAGUCAUUAAUGCCACCACAGGCAAAGAUGACAUGGGCAGAGCAUCACGACUCUGCAAACACGCUCUCUACAGCCGCUGGGUCAGACUACACUCAAAGCUCUCACCAACUCUGCGAAUCAAAGUGCCCAAGCCCAGCUCGUACCAUGAAGCCAAACAAGCAGCAGUGGAGUAUCACACGGCGAAGCAAACGCUCAUCAAGGCCUUUCACAAAGCCGGCCUGGGAGCCUGGGUGAAAAAACCCAUAGAACAGGACCAGUUCUCACUGAACUCUUGAAGAGGGAACACAAAAAGACCAGGACAUGACAACAACCAGCUGUUAAUACUUCACUUGAUGUGCGAGAGAGUGUGUGUGUGUGCGCGUGCAAGUGUGUGUGCGAUGCUGUUUGUUCUCAGACAAACCAAGAGCCCUUUAGUGUCUGUCAUUUUGCUCUCUUUGUGUGAAUCAUGACUCUGCCUUUUUAAUUUGUAAUCUAGAAGCAGAUUGUCAUCUAACGUACGUUUGUUUUGAAGUUAGCGGUAUUAGCCUUCAGCUGAUAACAGGACGUAAUGUCAUUUGUAACUGGAAAAAAGUGUGUUUUUUUAGUUUCUUUUAGUUCCUUUCCGUAAGAGAGAGUGGUGCCGACAAAACCUUGAUGCCGUAAAUGUGCACGUUACGUGGCUAAAGGUCGACCACACAUCUGUACGCACGGGUCUGAAGGUUUCCUGGUCCAGCCUAUCCAAAAACGCUGGCUCACCUUUUUUGAGCAUGGUUCUUCUUGAUAUGCAAAACCAUUAGCAUAUUUCUAUUUUUUAUUCCGUUCCCUCCGGAUUUUAAAAAGGGGAAGAAAUUCUAUCGCGUAGGUCAUAACUAAUACAGCAUGAUCCCUUUAGAUAGACUUAUUUUGUCAGGACUUUAGUGUAGAGUUAGCGUGCGCCGUUUUUCUAGUCGAUUUUUAAUUUGACCUCGGAGGGAAACUUGAACUUUUUUUUUUUUGCAUAUGAGCAACUGUAUUCCCGAGUGGUUAAUUGGAAAAUGGAUGCAACCGAAGUGCAUUGAUGUUAUUAAAUGAUGUGUUGUUGCUGUUUGAAUUUCA